AUGGACAACGAACCUUCCACCACCACUCCAGAGCACGAAGACAUCGGUGACCACACAGCUGCUCCGGAUCAAGCUUCAGUCGACCAAACCGAGAUGCUCCCCGACAUGAACGUUCCCGAAAGCGACCGCGAAGUUUCUGCCACCAAGCCCGGAGAUCUCGUCAUCAUGAGCGACAUCAAAGCCUUGGAUGAAGCUCCUACAGCUGCCGACCAGGAGCCGCUCGAUGCAAGCGAUUGUUUCUCACAAUGUGAAUCAUGGAUUCAGAGUGUUUCGGAAGAUGAUCCAGACGAGCCGUGGAUCCCUGUGCCUACCCUGGUCAAGAAGGACAUGGUCAAGGUCGAGAUCAAGGGCACAGGAAAGUCAUUCACCGUCCACAAAGAGCUGCUAUGUCGCCACUCAGAUUACUCCAAGACUGCUCUAAACAGUGCAUGUUUGGAGGCCAAGACGAACAAGUUCUUGCUGGAGGAGCGUAUCGACCUGUUCAAGAUUUUCGUCUACUGGCUCGAAUCUCGCAACCUGGACUUCCUAAAGCUUGAGGAGUGGAUCAAGUCCUCAGCUGACGACGUCUCGACUGCCUUCGUGGAGAUUUACUGCUUCGCCAACCGCAGAGGCCAGCCUGUGGACAUUGCAAAGCUGCACACUCAGGUCAAGUCUAAUGGCGGUUCGGCUGCCAAAGUUCGCAACUGGGGCACCGCCUGCACUGCCAUGGGCAUCAAAGCCCCUGCCGGCUGCGACCAGCCCAAGCUCCAGGGCCACUUGAGAGGUUUGUACAGAAGAUGGAUGCGUCCCUGGGACACCACAAUCACUCCUUCUGAGGUGAAGACAGCCGAAGAAGAAUGCCCAAGACCUUUUGUCAAGGAGUUCUUCCACAAUGCUGUGGUCGUGGAGAAGACCAAGCUGAAGCCCGUUCCCAACAAGCCAUACAACAGUAACGAUCGUUACGAUUACUAA
Aureobasidium vineae is the source of this 951-nucleotide messenger RNA. The record is from the annotation of a GenBank genome assembly. NCBI's taxonomy places the organism in Eukaryota, Fungi, Ascomycota, Dothideomycetes, Dothideales, Saccotheciaceae.